AUAGACGCCAUCUGCCUUAGAGGCAACAUACCCAUUCUUUGUGGAGGCACAUCGUACUAUGCAGAGGCGGUGCUACAAACGUCUCUCAUCGACGAGGAAGAUGGGCCACCCGCCGUUGAUCCUCAUCACUUAGCCGGAAACGAGCAGGACUACGACUUCUCGACACUACUACGAAUUGACCCCGAAGCAGCGGUCAAUCUGCACCCAAAUAACUCAAGGAAGGUGCGCCGAGCACUGGCUGUAUACUACCAGACAGGCAUCACGUAUACACAGUGGAUACAACGCCAACGAGACAGGUGA
This is a messenger RNA of Sphaeroforma arctica JP610, 300 nucleotides long. RefSeq lists its product as hypothetical. NCBI's taxonomy places the organism in Eukaryota, Ichthyosporea, Ichthyophonida. The annotation marks the transcript as partial. The transcript is spliced from 2 exons. The record is from RefSeq and is a predicted model, not a curated record.